Messenger RNA from Zasmidium cellare ATCC 36951, 906 nucleotides. RefSeq lists its product as uncharacterized. The transcript has a single exon. Gene Ontology annotation, molecular function: protein binding. Lineage: Eukaryota; Fungi; Ascomycota; Dothideomycetes; Mycosphaerellales; Mycosphaerellaceae. Bases 1 to 906 code for a protein of 301 amino acids. The record is from RefSeq and is a predicted model, not a curated record.
AUGAUCUCGAAGAAGCAACCAAAGAUCCACCCAAGAAGUUCCGUAACCACUCGAGGUGCCAAACGAAAGAGCGUGGCCGAUGCUGUGUUUCUCACGACCGAACUGCUGGAGAACGUCCUUCGAUUUCUGCCGAUGAAAGACCUUCUGAUCUCGCAACGAGUGGCGCGCAAGUGGCGCGCGGUCAUCAGCGAGAGCAAAGAGCUACAGCAGGCUCUUUUCAUGAUACCGCGGGAGGCAGACACCGGCUGGGAAGUCAUUAUGGAGGCCGACAACGAAGAAGAUGAGGAGGGAGGGAGCGCAAUUUCGGCCAUCAAUUCCGUGAAACUGAGCCAAGUGGACACCGAAGUUGAGAAUAAGUCCUAUGUGAAGCAUGGCGAGCUGAAUCCGAUGUUCUUCGAGCAGGAUUCGGAGCUUCGAGACAUUUGGCAGAUAUUUGAGGAAGGAUGCACCAUAUUCGGCCUGAAGAAAGAGUAUCAUCGUCCCCGUGCUCAGAGGACCUGGAUGAAACGACCGGAAGCCUCAUGGCGCAAGAUGCUGAUCCUUCAACCACCCACUCGGGAGUUCUGGUACCACUUCGCAUGCAAAAAGCUCAGCAGUCCACUGAGAUGCGGCGACGAGAUCUGGGACAAAGACAUGACCGUAGCUGGCGUCAUGGACAAAAUCGAAGAGAUCGAGCGGCUUGAUGAUGAUGUGUUCUGCUUUGGAAGCCAGUUCAUGUCCAUCCACAAUUCAGAAUUGAUCUGCCCAAUCGAGGGCGACCAAGCUGAGAUCGAUCGGUGGACGCACAGACGGCGGACAAUCGCAUUGUGGAAGGAAGCAAGACUGGGGAGUAUAGCUGGAAGCGAGAUCGAAGAGUACGACGACCUCCUUGAUAGUAGUGAUGAUGAAGAAGAGGAGGACGCCUGA